Molecule: messenger RNA, 1068 nt
Organism: Candoia aspera
Lineage: Eukaryota; Metazoa; Chordata; Lepidosauria; Squamata; Candoiidae
Gene: STEEP1
Product: STING1 ER exit protein 1
Exons: 7
Coding region: 30-698 (222 amino acids)
Biological process (GO): endoplasmic reticulum membrane organization; endoplasmic reticulum to Golgi vesicle-mediated transport
Source: RefSeq, a predicted model, not a curated record
CGGAGCGCGCCUGAUCGCCCAGCGCCGCCAUGCCCAAAGUGGUCUCUCGCUCCGUGGUGUGCUCCGACACGCGCGACCGCGAGGAAUACGACGAUGGCGAGAAGCCGCUGCACGUGUAUUACUGCCUCUGCGGGCAGAUGGUGCUGGUCCUGGACUGUCAGCUUGAGAAGCUGCCCAUGAGACCCCGUGAUCGGGCCAGAGUCAUUGAUGCUGUCAAACAUGCCCACAAAUUCUGUAACACGGAAGAAGAGGAAAAUGUUUACCUGCGCAGGCCAGAAGGCAUUGAACGACAGUACAGGAAAAAAUGUGGAAAGUGUGGCUUGCUCCUUUUUUACCAACACCAGCAGAAGAAUGCUCCAGUGACAUUCAUUGUUGAUGGUGCUGUGGUCAAAUUUGGACAAGGCUUUGGGAAAACCAACAUCUACACCCAGAAGCAAGAGCCCCCUAAGAAGGUUAUGAUGACCAAACGGACCAAAGACAUGGGCAAGUUCAGCUCAGUUACUGUCUCCACUAUUGAUGAAGAAGAAGAAGAGAUUGAAGCGCGAGAGAUUGCUGAUUCAUAUGCUCAAAACGCCAAAGUGAUCGAGAAGCAGCUGGAAAGAAAAGGGAUGAGCAAGAGACGGCUGCAAGAACUGGCCGAGCUGGAAGCCAAGAAGGCCAAAAUGAAAGGCACGCUCAUUGACAAUCAGUUCAAAUAAGAUGUUCAUCUUUGGCGAACGGAAGAAAAGCAACCCACAACAUUUUGUCUCCUUUCUGGUUUGUCCUAAGAAAUCUGGCUGCGUUCAUGAACAUGCAGCGAAUGAUCUAAGGCUGGCAAACAGGAAUGCUCUGUUUCUCUUCCAGUUUUUUCUAACUUAUUGCCUGUAUCCUAGAUUUUAAUUUUCUUUGAGGCCUUUUCAAGUUUCUGAGAAGUAUCCUGCUGUAAUUUGCUUUAUUCAGUUUUGCAAGAAGUUAUAAAAUGUAUGUGUGUUAGGAGCAUUAGCCCAUUUGUAUAGGGUUUUUUUUUAUUUGUAUAUUUUCAUAUGUAUAUAAAAUUCUGGUGAGAUAGAAACCAAUACAGAAAAAUAA